Messenger RNA from Vigna unguiculata (cowpea), 1614 nucleotides. RefSeq names its product Homeodomain-like superfamily protein. Gene Ontology annotation, biological process: response to gibberellin; response to ethylene. NCBI's taxonomy places the organism in Eukaryota, Viridiplantae, Streptophyta, Magnoliopsida, Fabales, Fabaceae. Gene Ontology annotation, molecular function: DNA binding. The record is from RefSeq and is a predicted model, not a curated record.
GCGUUAACUUAGAAUCCCAGAUUUAACCUCGAGGAUAUUCCUAAAACCCGGAAUUAUCCAUCACCACCACCACCCUGUCCUGUGUUUUACCUUAAUUAACCAAACACAUGCAUUCUUUCCAUAUACCUUUUCUCUAUCCAUAGUUCCAAUUUCCUUCCGCAUAUCGAAUCCGUCGCAUCGCGCAUUUUCUCUUUUUUCCUUUCAUCUCCUUAUUCCUCUUCUUGUCUUUUGUUCACGUUUCUCCCUCCAUCCAUCCCUCCCUCCCUGAACCGAGUCACGCGGCGGACAAUCGGCAUGACUCGGCGGUGCUCCCACUGCAGCAACAACGGCCACAACUCCCGGACGUGCCCGUCGUCGCGGGGGGCCGGCGCCGGCGUCAAGCUGUUCGGGGUGAGACUGACGGAUGGAUCAAUCAUAAAGAAGAGCGCUAGCAUGGGAAACCUUAACCUCGCCUCCACACACCACCAUUCUUCUCCUUCUUCUUCCAACCUCGCCGCCUCCUCUCCCAAUCCAAGCUCUCCCUGCUCCGACCCGCCCCAUGAGCCCCAAGGUUACUUGUCCGACGACCCCGCCCAUAUCUCUACCUUCGCUAACCGCCGCGGAGAAAGAAAGAAAGGUGUUGCGUGGACUGAAGAAGAACAUAGACUGUUCUUAAUUGGUCUCCAGAAGCUGGGCAAAGGAGACUGGCGUGGGAUAGCACGUAAUUUUGUUGUAUCAAGGACCCCUACUCAAGUAGCAAGUCAUGCCCAGAAGUAUUUUAUCCGGCAAAGUCAUGCUACCAGGAGAAAGAGACGUUCCAGCCUUUUUGACAUGGUUCCAGAAAUGACUUCAGAUCCACCUUCUGUGCCAGAAGAACAAGUUCUGCUUCCACCUUCUGAGAAUUCGCUACCUUGUAAUGGAAAUUCGCAGCCUUCACUAAAUCUCUCCCUGAAAUCAGAAUUUGAACCCAUGGAAACUACUUCUCAAGAAAACGUGGAACAGAGCAAUGAAACUAUGAUGGGAUCAAACGGACUGACAUCAAUGGCUCCUCAUGGAUUCUUCCCCACUUAUUUACCUGUUCCAUUUCCCAUAUGGCCAUCAACUGCAGCUCCUUUUGAAGAAGUUAAGGGAGGAGAGACAUCUCAUCAUCAGGUCCACAGGCCAAUCCCAGUCAUUCCCAAGGAACCUGUGAAUGUUGACGAACUCGUGGGAAUGUCUCAUCUCAGCAUUGGGGAAACACAGGUACGUGAUAGAGAGCCUUCCCCACUUUCCUUAAAGUUAUUAGGGGAACCCUCUAGGCAGUCAGCAUUCCAUGCAAAUGCUCCGGUUGGUGGUUCGGAUUUAAAAACUGGCAAGAACAAAGCAAUUCAAGCGGUUUGAGCUCUUAAGGUCUGGUGAAGAUAGCAGCAGUAAUUAAGCCUUCUUUUGUUCAUCUUUUCAUUUGUACUAUCAUAUAUAAUUUUUUUUUUCUGAGCCCUAGUGUUUAACCUUCCAAUCAGUAGAGCAAGUUAUAUGGUGGCAUGUAGCUCAGGUUAGAUCAAUUAUUGGAAAAUAUUUAUUCUUUCUAACUGUAAACAAAUGAAGCUUUAAUAAUCAAAUAUCACCAGGAGGUCUUUGUACCUCUAGGUUUGGUUA